Molecule: messenger RNA, 1035 nt
Organism: Ostreococcus tauri
Lineage: Eukaryota; Viridiplantae; Chlorophyta; Mamiellophyceae; Mamiellales; Bathycoccaceae
Product: unnamed product
Exons: 1
Coding region: 1-1035 (344 amino acids)
Source: RefSeq, a predicted model, not a curated record
AUGACGGAACGGGCGAAGACGCCGCUCGAGGCGACGAUCGAGCGAUACCACGAGGCGAAGCGAAAGGUGGCGGAGGGCGUGCUCAAGGCGAAAGAAAUCGGCGCCCAAGAGCUGGCAAAGGCGCAGAACGCGGUGAAGAACGCGCCGGCGCCGGUGAUGAUGCAGAAGUUUGUCGAUGGGACCGGAUUCGUCGAUCGAGAGGCGUAUCCGGUGUUCGUCGAGCGCAUGGCGGUGGGAUCGGUGAUCUUCUCGAAGAGUUACUGGGGCGACGCAUGGUUGUACCUGAAGAAUAAUCACUUGCUGCUCGCGGUGUUCUUGGCGCAUCCCAAGCAUCCGUUUUCGAGAAUGGAGAGAUUGAUUUGCUUAUUUUGCUCGUUCUUGGUUGGUUUCGGGUUGACAUGUUUGUUCAACUUGAUCACGAAGGAGCCUACGAAGACAGUCGUGAGCGUUCUCGUCGGAGGUUUGAUUCAAGGCAUUUACGACGCCCUGCUCCGAUUAUUCGCAGAGUGUCUGUGCGUGCAGUCGUGUCCUUCUUGUAUCGUUCGCUGUUUCGAGGCGUGCGGUAAAAUCGGGAUGUUGGUGCAAUUCUUUUUAGGUUGUAUGGUCCUGGUGAUUGGCAUUGUCGCCUUCCUCAGAGCCGAGCAACGGGAGACACUGAUCGGAGUAACCUGGCGCUUCGCGCUCUCGAAGGCUGCGUCGUGGAUCGUCGCGUCUCUGUUAUUUUGUUUGAUCGGAUAUCACUUCGCGCGACGAAGCCAGAUGCGCCCGGGCUCUUCACGUCGCACGUUCAGUGAGAAGGAAGAGCACGACCGCUGGAACACCGCUGAAGCUCACUGGUGCUGCUGCUUCUCGUGCCUGAUGCCCCGUCGCGCACCGAGUUACUUUUGGAACUAUUAUAUCGGUGAAGACGUCACUUUUGACGAGCUUCCGGAUCGCCCACCCAAGUAUAAGGCGAAAUGUUUCUGCGGCGCCUCGGAGCCUGCGCCGACGACGUCGACCAGUCGUCCGACGGGAACCCGUUUCGGGCAGCCUUAA